This is a messenger RNA of Rhincodon typus (whale shark), 2969 nucleotides long. Its product is annotated as serine/threonine-protein phosphatase 4 regulatory subunit 2. Gene Ontology annotation, molecular function: protein phosphatase regulator activity. Gene Ontology annotation, biological process: protein dephosphorylation. NCBI's taxonomy places the organism in Eukaryota, Metazoa, Chordata, Chondrichthyes, Orectolobiformes, Rhincodontidae. The transcript is spliced from 9 exons. The record is from RefSeq and is a predicted model, not a curated record. Gene Ontology annotation, cellular component: cytoplasm; protein phosphatase 4 complex; nucleus. Bases 237 to 1418 code for a protein of 393 amino acids.
ACGCGUGGCUCCGAUGCCGUCAUCACGUCGAGGCGCGUGGAUGACGCCAUCGCGCCGUGCGAUGGGGGUGACGUCUGCGGGCGGCGCCAUGUUGUGUGUUUCACCCAGUGCCGGGGCCGCUGUCUACUGAAACAGGGAACAGGGGGGAAACUUUAUUCGGCGGUACUCUGGUUCCCGGUGACUGGCACGGGGGUGGGGGGGGGGAAAGGGGAAUCGGUUUUAGUUGCACCUCCAAGAUGGAGACCGAGAGCCUCCUGGAAGCUCUGGCAGAUUUCGAGAAGAAAUCCAAGAAGGAAGUGUCGUCGCUGUUGGACCAGUUCCUUUGUCAUGUCGCAAAGACGGGAGAAACCCUGAUUCCUUGGUCACAAUUUAAAAGCUACUUUGUAUUCAAAUUGGAAAAAGUAAUGGAUGAUUUCAGAGCCUCAGCCCCUGAACCCAGAGCUCCGCCCAAUCCCAAUGUGGAAUAUGUUCCUUAUGAAGAAAUGAAGAACCGAAUUCUUAAAAUCGUUAAUGGGUUUACGGGUAUUCCCUUCACUAUCCAGCGUUUAUGCGAGCUGCUUACGGAUCCUAAGAAGAAUUACACUGGGACAGACAAAUUUCUCAGGGGAGUUGAAAAGAAUGUUAUGGUUGUUAGCUGUGUGUAUCCCUCUACAGAGAAAUGCAACUUCGGCUCAAAUAGUUUGAAUCGAGUGAAUGGUAUCAUGCUGUCUGGAAGCCAUACUGGGUAUACAGACAGAUCUAAUAUCAAUGGUCCUGGUACUCCAAGGCCCCUCAGUCGAUCAAAAGUUUCGUUAUCAAGCCCUUUAACGACAAACGGUUUGCCAGACAGCUCUGAUAGAGAAAUUAAUGUGCAGCAACCGGAAGACAAAUCGCACAGUGAUUCACCAACUUCCCAUGGAGACAACGCGCAGAGUAACUGUUCAAAAAAUAAACAUUUAGAGGACACGAUGGAAGCUGAGGCACCAGAGGUAAAACGGCUGAAAUUUGAUACGGAAAACGAGGAAGAGGAGCCUGUACAUUCUGAAAGUUCUUCAGAAAUGCCUGAGGAAACUGAGAACACAGCAAAGCAGGAAGAAACCAAAGAUGAUAGUGAAUGGAUUGAUCCAGUCAAUGCAGAUAAACAAGAGCCCUCAAGCAAACAAGUAAAAGCCAUGUUUGAAUCUGAGCAAGAGAAAGUUGAAGUUUCAUCUGGAAAUGUCAAAGCCUCAGAUGAAAAUCAAAUGGACCAAACUGAGCCAACCAAGACAUUAACUUCAAAGGCAAGUGAAAUCAGUGAAAGCACUGACGAUGUUAGUAACAGUGUGGACUACAGUGAUACAGAAAAACCAGCCACACCUCCCGAAACUCCAGACAUGCUUUCUGAGAGCCCAAUGGAGAAUAGUGCAGAUGCUACAGAAGAACCAAUGGAACAGGACUAAAUAUUGAGAUACUCUGCAGCAUUUUCCAUGAGGUGUUGAUUUUACACUGUAUAAAGUUUUAUGUAAUAAAGUGGACCUUUGUUUCCAGGAGAAGGAGAGGCUAACCUUCUCCAAGAAAAACCUGGAAGAGCUGUACAAGGUGAGAACUGUGAAACCAGCUCCUUCAGGUCUCAUCUACUGCUCCCGCUUUUUUGUUUGGUCAAAUCAGUGGUUUUGUGUAUAGAUUUUUUAAAUUAGUUUUUAAACUGGAAGGUAAAACUAUAAUUGUCGAGUUGUUUUCCAAUUCAUUGAACUAGGCCAUUUACCACAGCAUUUUUUGUCUCAUUUUUAAACCUCUUUGGAAAAAUUACAUUUCCUAUAUGGUCACUGUUUCAACAUUUAAUACAUCAAACAACAGGUUGAAGACACAUUCCAGGAAAAAAAAAACCCAAAAACAAUGCAUCACAUUCAUUUACUUCUGGUCCGGUAUUGAUGGGAUUCAUUAAUCUAAAGGGAGUGUGUGGUUCACGUUAAUGUGAAACAGCAAAGGUUAGGACUUGUUUCAAGAUCAGUUUGUUUUGGUUGCAGAAUAAAUGCUUUUUUUUGAUUCAUUGUUCAAGCAGAGAAAGGUGUGGGGGAGGUAAAUCACUCAAUUUAAGCUCAGUGGUUAGAAUAUGUAAAUUUGAAUAAGUUCCUUUCAGUUACAUUUUUUGUAACAUGCAGACAGCACUGUUACACACACCACUGACUACAUCGAAGAUCUACUGCAAUUACCUUGUUAAUUUAGUCUUGUGCCAGAUCUUAUGUACUGGUCAUGCAAUUUUAGGGGGUGCAUUGAACCACCAUGAUUUGUACAAAAUUUUGAAGUGAAUGAAAUAUUUUUGAACAUGCUACUACAUUUUGACAGCCAGUGGUUGUACAUUUUUGGAGAUGAUAACUCAGCACAAAUCUUCAUCUGUACUUCUGAUGUUUUCUGAUAUUCAUCUUGUAAAUUCAAAAUCCUUUAAUCAUUUGAUCACAAUUAUUGGCUGUCAAAAUUUGUUUGUACUUGUUUCUGACAACUGUACUUUUUGAUAUUUAGAAUUUUUAAAUUUCUGUAAGUAGAUUUUGUAGAUUAAUUGUAGAUGUAAUUGUUCACUGCCUUUGUGAAACGUUCUAUAAUUGUAUAAUUUGUGUGUAAACUGAAUGCUUUUGGCUUUCAAUACAGUAUUCAUAUAAAGCAAUAAAUGUUAUAUCUGGACACAGUCUGGAGACACACUCCAGUUCCCGUUGAUAAAAUUUGCACAGGGUUGCCAGAGGCCAUGAUGACUGCACGUAACUGACAAUCUACAAGAUUGACAGUUUUGUCUUUCCUGUGAAUGUAGUAUUUUGCACUUGUUAAAGUGAAUAUUCUGGAGAUAUAAUUUUGUGGGAUCUUAAAUUCACUGAGAGAAUUAAGAGUCUUCAUCCUAACCAGUAUGUAAAGUUUUUUACAGGAUGCCUAAGCGCUGUAACAUUGUUUCUCUUCAGCCCUGUGGUUGGGAAGAGCAUCUUACGUUGCUAAUUAAACAAUAAUUUUCACAAGUUUUUAAA